AUGGCUGAUAUCGUGCCCUUCGCUUGUGACGUAUGUAGACUUAUUACUGCUAGCACGAAUUUCACAAAACAAUGGACUGUUGACUGCCGAAAAUGGACCAAUAAUCCGAUUGUUGGUCCGAGCAAUUCUACAAUCUGCUCAGUAAAUGUGUAUCCAAGUAGUGCCAGUCGAGCGACGAUCAGUUAUACCAGAAAAACAUUCCGUGGCCGAAAUUCAGCCCACCACCAUGGAUAA
Molecule: messenger RNA, 234 nt
Organism: Fasciola hepatica (liver fluke)
Lineage: Eukaryota; Metazoa; Platyhelminthes; Trematoda; Plagiorchiida; Fasciolidae
Source: the annotation of a GenBank genome assembly